UGCGCCCCCGCGGUUGGCCGCGCCUGCUCGCCCCGUCGGGCGUUGGCUCCCCCACCUGCGCCCGUUCUCAGAGCUCGCCCGCCACUUGGCACCGCUCCCCCCCGUCUCCGAUUCUCCGCCCAUCCGCCAAUAAAUGCCCCACGCGGCUCCAACCCUAGCCGCCGCCGCCGCGUCUUCCUCCAUCUCCCAACACCCCGACCUCCUCCUCCUCCUCCUCCUCCUCCUUCCGCUACACCGACAUGGACGGCGUCAGCAGCAAGCGCCGCUCCCCGUCCGCCUCCUCGACCUCCACCUCCUCCGGUGACGUCACCAGUGCAGCCCGGACGCAGCGGGUGACCCGCAAGCGCAGGUCCGGUGGACGCGGGCCCCGCCGCGGGGGCCUCCGGAGGCCGCCGGCGCACCGACCUGUAAAUGAGAUGGAUUUAAAUAGAGCUGUUUUUGAUCCAGAUCAUCAAGUGUUGGCUGGGUUGCAUGUUAUUCUGCAGAAGGAACUCCGAAAUAGUGACAUAAGCCAGCUUGGAAGAAUCAUUCUCCCCAAGAAGGAGGCAGAAGCUUACCUCCCAAUUCUAACAUCAAAGGAUGGCAAAAGUUUAUGCAUGCAUGAUUUGCUAAAUGCACAACUGUGGACCUUCAAGUACAGAUACUGGCCGAACAACAAGAGCAGGAUGUAUGUACUUGAGAAUACUGGGGAUUAUGUCAGAGCCCAUAAUCUUCAAGUAGGAGACUUCAUCAUGAUAUACAAGGAUGACAAUAAUAACAGAUUUGUCAUCCGAGCAAAGAAGGCGGGAGAUGAUCUAGCUGCUACUGUGCCACAAAUCGAUGAGCAUAUCUCUGUCAUGUUGCCAAAACCAGAAGUUGACGACUAUAUGUCUCUCAUUUCACCACAAGCUGAUAUUUCUGCCUUCAUGCCGCAAGCUGAUGAGAACUAUGAGAUAUUUGAUGGUAUUCUAAACUCUCUGCCAGAGAUACCUGCAGCCAAUGUGAGGUACUCUGACUUCUUCAAUCCAUUUGAUGAUUCUAUGGACAUGUCGAAUCCCGGACUGAAUGCCAACAACUCAGUUAACCUGAUGACGCAUUUCCAUGACGAUAAGGCUGGGCUUUCCUUGUUUCCCAACCCAAAAUCUGGGCCUCUCAUAUAAGAUUCAGCCAGAAAACUUCUGGAUCCUAGCAUAACCCUACAUGAGUUCAGAAUCACCAGCCUUGGACGCCAUUGCUGUACAUCCAAAUAAUUGGUGUCCUCAUUUUGUAUGUUGUAUAUGCUUAACUGCUUCUGCUUGUUUAUGAGUAAAAGGUUUCAAUUUUAACUCUUAACUGAAGGUUUCAUCAGAUGAAACGCUGUAGUGUUCAUUUCCGCUCAGAAGUGUUGUUGUGAUGUUUUCCAGCUCAUGAACGUGCCAAUAGAAAAAUGAAAGAUGACAUGUUCCUGGUAACAGAUACAAGCAAAUUUACCGGACGCAUAAUUAAACAACUUUUUUUUUUAAAGAACCACGGUAUGCUGCUGGGAUUCCAACCUCGUGUUGCUGGAUUCCCAGGAAUCUCAACACGGUUGGGCCGUUGGGCUUGAUACUCCUGUCCUGUGUAAGUAGAAACUCGCACCACGUACCGAGUUCUUAUUUCUUUUUUGAUAUCGUAGACAAAUACUUCUCCAGUACGCCAAGGUUAUUGCAA
This is a messenger RNA of Brachypodium distachyon (stiff brome), 1668 nucleotides long. Its product is annotated as B3 domain-containing protein LFL1. The coding region runs from base 240 to 1139 and encodes 299 amino acids. Gene Ontology annotation, molecular function: DNA-binding transcription factor activity; DNA binding. The record is from RefSeq and is a predicted model, not a curated record. NCBI's taxonomy places the organism in Eukaryota, Viridiplantae, Streptophyta, Magnoliopsida, Poales, Poaceae. The transcript is spliced from 7 exons.